Messenger RNA from Dentiscutata erythropus, 794 nucleotides. NCBI's taxonomy places the organism in Eukaryota, Fungi, Glomeromycota, Glomeromycetes, Diversisporales, Gigasporaceae. The record is from the annotation of a GenBank genome assembly.
AUUUUCACCUUGACCCGUUUUACAUAAGUAAAAGCGAUCCUAUACAAAUAUGUCACCGACCAAACGACACUAAUCCUGAAGCAAACACUGCUGGAGAAUAUGGAACUUUAUUAUCAUCAUGUGAUACUCCAUAUUCUUUAACCAAUGAAACAAUGUCUUAUUUACAAAAUAAUUUUAAAAAUAUUGAUUUUAUUAUUUUUACUGGAGAUUUCGUUAGGCAUGAUCGAGAUAAAUCAAUCCCUAGAACUAAUGAUCAAGUUAUUUUCGGACAUGAAAUUAUCGUUAAAUAUUUUACGGAUAUUUUUGAUGCUGAUAAGAUUAAGUUUUUUCCUACAUUUGGAAAUGCUGACGAAUUCGUUAAUGACCAACUUCCACCAGGUCCAAAUGACCUAUUCCCGGCAGUGAAAAAUGCGUGGGCUCCUUUAAAAUUAAAUUUAACAGAUGACUUUUUAAUUGGUGGCUAUUUUCGCCACGAUAUUAAUUCAUAUCUUUCGGUCAUAAGUUUGAAUUCAAUGUAUUUUUAUCCUCAAAAUUUGCAAUCACCAGAUUGUUCAGUUCCAAAUUCACCUGGUGAAAUACAAUUGAAGUGGUUUGAAAAUGAAUUGGAAAAUGCAAAACAUGAUAAUAGAAAAGUUUAUAUUUUACAGCAUGUCCCUCCUGUUAAUGUUACAGGUUUUAAACAAUAUAACGAAUCAUGUUAUAAUUCAUACGUUGAUUUGCUUGGCCGUUAUCAUAAUAUUAUUUAUGGACAUUUUACUGGUAAACUGCAUUCAAGCAUAUCGCUAUGUAUUUAA